GCUCUGGAGGUUGUCAGCUUCAUCGGCAAAACAGUUGGCGCAGGCGCGGCACUGACAGCUGCUGUCUACUUACUCCGCAAAGUCUGUUUAAUAAUGGCCUGGAAAUCCGGAGGAGCCAGCCACGCAGAGCUUGUCAACAAUCUCCGCAAAAAUGGCAUUAUUAAGUCCGACAAGGUCUAUGAAGUCAUGCUGGCCACAGACCGAGCCCAUUUCUCUAGGUGUAAUCCAUACAUGGACUCGCCACAGUCAAUAGGCUUUCAAGCAACCAUCAGUGCUCCACACAUGCACGCCUACGCCCUGGAGCUGCUACAUGACCAGCUGUAUGAGGGAGCCAAAGCUCUGGACGUGGGCUCCGGCAGUGGAAUCCUGUCCACUUGCUUCGCACGAAUGGUAGGUCCUAAAGGGAAAGUUAUAGGAAUUGAUCACAUCAAAGAGCUGGUAGACGAUUCUAUAACCAAUGUGAAGAAAGAUGACCCCAGUUUUAUAACAUCGGGCAGAAUCAAGCUAAUAGUGGGAGACGGGCGAAUGGGCCACCCUGAGGAAGCGCCUUACGAUGCCAUCCAUGUUGGUGCAGCAGCACCGAUUGUCCCCCAAGCUCUCCUGGACCAGUUGAAGCCCGGCGGCCGGCUGAUUCUGCCCGUCGGCCCGGCGGGAGGAAACCAGAUGCUGGAGCAGUACGACAAAAUGGAGGACGGCAGCACCAAAAUGAAGGCCUUGAUGGGGGUGAUUUAUGUGCCUUUAACAGACAAAGACAAGCAGUGGUCCAGGUGGAAGUGACUUCCUUCUCCCCUUCCUCCCCCUCUCUCCUUCUCACAGUGGCAAAGGGAUGAACUCUGAAGAGGAAGGCAGUCCAUAAUCCACCUUUAAGUUUGAACCUGGAGAAAACUUGGAUGGGGUCAAACAGCCCGUGACAUUUUGUUCAAAGCAUAACAAAACGUGCUCUUUUUGUUUAAGUCUAACGACGGACUGGAGUAUCACACUGAUGACAGCCCAGAGGAGCUGGGAAGAAAGACUGCUUGAAGCUCAGCACAGAAAUGUUGGAGAGAGCUUUUUGUUUUUCUUUUCAGGCCUGCAUCUUUUUGGUUGUGUUUUCCUUUGAAACUGCUGGAUUAUAGGUUUGUUUUUUUUGUUUUUUGUUUUUCUGGUUUCAUCAUUUGAAUUGCAGUCAGCCAUUUUUACUGUAUUACAUUUCAGCAGCAUCAACGCUGAAUGUAAGAGGAACGCCGGACAGCGACGAGGAAAGCCUGAAACUUUUAGAUAAUUCACCUAGCUACAGUGUGUGUGUGUGUGUGUGUGUGUGGAUCAUCGAACUGUAGACUUCUCUGCUAACAUGAGCUUUUUUUCCCCUGCGAGCAGUAUUAGGAACACACACAAACACACACACACUGGCAACACAAUGGCUGAUGUAACCCACACAUCCUGUUUGGUGUGCAGCACUCUUAGGUCAUUCCUCACAUAGAAUAAGCAAUGCAUUGAUCAUACUGAAUAUACUCCAGGAGAGCGGAGCACUACUAACACCGACACACAUGCACAUACAGGGCUGUGCUUUCCACCUGGUGACGUGUUGCUUUCUGCUGCUGGUUUUCCAUUAACAGUUUGUGCAGGCUCUUCUGGUGACUGAUACUAAAUGGGAUAGUCACUGCUUUGCCAAAAUAAACACCAACAAUAUAAAGCAAAUGAAUGUCUGUUUUCUUGAAAUCAAAAAGCACAGUUUAUUUUGGGCGAUGGAUGACGUUUGGCUUUCACAGUUUCUGGAACGGCAUAUGAAAAUAAAGAGAUGCUUAUGUUUU
Messenger RNA from Chelmon rostratus (copperband butterflyfish), 1790 nucleotides. It is a transcript of the gene pcmt1, whose product is annotated as protein-L-isoaspartate (D-aspartate) O-methyltransferase. Gene Ontology annotation, biological process: protein modification process. The record is from RefSeq and is a predicted model, not a curated record. Lineage: Eukaryota; Metazoa; Chordata; Actinopteri; Chaetodontiformes; Chaetodontidae. Gene Ontology annotation, cellular component: cytoplasm. Bases 94 to 777 code for a protein of 227 amino acids. The transcript has 8 exons. Gene Ontology annotation, molecular function: protein-L-isoaspartate (D-aspartate) O-methyltransferase activity.